GGAGUGGGUGUGGUGCACCGCACCCUCGCUGCGCCGAGUCACGUCCAUUGCCGGCCACGGGUUGAUGGCAGACCGCGGCGGCGCUGCUGACGAGGGUGGCGGGGCUGCCGGUCUUGCUACCCCCGGUGCCGCAUGUAGGACCAGCAGCCCUGGCCCCUUCGCCGUCGGUUGCUCCGUCUCCACACAGUGGUCGGCUGCUGCAUGCGACAACCCCGGUGCUGCUGCUGCUGCUGCUGCUGCAUGCGACAACCCCGGUGCUGCUGCUGCUGCUGCUGCUGCUGCUGCUACAGCCGGCGGCGGCAUCAGCAGCAGUCCCCCCACCCCCUCGGCCCCCCGGCAGCGCCCGCCCUCGCUGACCAUGCUGCUGCUGGGUCCGGGCGAGGUGGGGCUGCUGGGCAGUCUGGCGGCGCUGCCGUGGGGCGGGGCGGUGCUGCUGGCGGGGCUGUGCGUCAUGGUGGAGGCGCUGCAGGUGCACGGCUGGUUGGACGCACUGGCCUCCCUGCUGGCCGCCCUCAUCACCACCGCCUCCACCUCGCAGGGGGAGGGGGCCGACCCAGCCACCGCCACUGCCGGCGGACAGCUGGGGGGAGCCGCUGGAGCACACCUGGCAGGCAGCAGCACCCCCGCCACCUCCACCGCCUUCACCCUCCUCUCACCCGCCCUCACCACCGCCGCCUCCACCGCCGCCGCCGUCUUCACACUGGGUUGGCUGUCCGCCGCCUUGUCAGUCGUUAUGACGGGGCAGGCUGCGGCCGUACUGCUGGCCCGAGCCAUGAUGCGACCCGCCUUCCUCUCCGCCCUCAGCCUUGCAGCUGCUGGUGGCAGCGGCGUUGGCAAUGGUGCGCUUAGUGCGGUGGGUCCCGCCAGCAGCA
This is a messenger RNA of Astrephomene gubernaculifera, 872 nucleotides long. The record is from the annotation of a GenBank genome assembly. Lineage: Eukaryota; Viridiplantae; Chlorophyta; Chlorophyceae; Chlamydomonadales; Astrephomenaceae.